Molecule: messenger RNA, 507 nt
Organism: Lathyrus oleraceus (garden pea)
Lineage: Eukaryota; Viridiplantae; Streptophyta; Magnoliopsida; Fabales; Fabaceae
Product: probable fructokinase-6, chloroplastic
Exons: 2
Coding region: 43-507 (154 amino acids)
Biological process (GO): fructose metabolic process
Cellular component (GO): chloroplast stroma; cytosol
Molecular function (GO): fructokinase activity
Source: RefSeq, a predicted model, not a curated record
CAUUUUCAACAUAAAUAGGUUGGUGAGGAUGAAUUUGGAUAUAUGCUUGCUGAUAUACUCAAGGAAAAUAAUGUAAACAACCAAGGGAUGCGUUUUGACCCUGGUGCACGUACUGCCUUAGCAUUUGUUACACUGAGGAGUGACGGAGAGCGAGAGUUCAUGUUUUAUCGUAAUCCCAGUGCUGAUAUGCUGCUCCAAGAAGAUGAACUAGACUUGGACUUAAUCAGAAAGGCCAAGAUCUUUCAUUACGGGUCGAUCAGUCUUAUAACAGAACCAUGCAAAUCGGCACAUAUAGCUGCUGCAAAGGCAGCAAAAGAUGCCGGCGUAUUUCUGUCUUAUGACCCUAACCUGCGGCUUCCUUUAUGGCCUUCUGCAGAUAGUGCUAGAGAAGGGAUUCUGAGUAUAUGGGAGACUGCAGACAUCAUGUGGUUUAAACUUGCAGAAAGAGGAACAACUGAGAGAUUCUCUCAAGUUUGCCAAUGCUUGUGGUGCAUUGACUGUGACUGA